GCAAGAGCUUCUGCCUUCACCUCCUCGGUCUUCUUCAUCUAAGAACACCUCACCAAGGAAGGCCACAGUAAAAGAGAGGAGAUGGAGAGGAAUAACACCACCAUCUGCCUUGCCAUCUUCCUUCUUUCGUUCGUUAACUUCUCCUCUCCUGCCAACUCCCAGUCAGACUCCUGCUCCUCACAGCUCAGUGUCAGCAACCUCAUCCCUUUCGACACCGCUUCUUUCCACUGCUUCUCUGCCUGGAACUCCGAAGGCUUCAUCCUCAGGUACGCACAGAGUGGACAAAACCUUUGGAACUUCGUCCUCUCCGCUCCCGACGCCGGCUCGUACAUCUCGAUCGGCUUCUCGAGCGACGGGAGGAUGGACGGGAGCAGCGCGGUGGCGGGGUGGAUCACCUCCAACGGUCCUGGGAUCGUGAAGCGGUAUUACCUGGGGGGGAAGAGCUCGAGGCAGUGCCCGCCCGACCAAGGCAGCCUGCAGCUGGUGGCCAACAACUCGCUGAUCGUGUCGCAGUCGUCCCGCCUCUACCUCGCCUUCCAGCUGAGCACCUCGCAGCCCGCGCCACACCUCAUCUACGCCGUCGGUCCAUCGAACAGCAUCCCUUCGUCGGAUUACUACCUUUCUACUCACCAAAACCAAGCAUCUGCUUCCAUCAAUUACGCCACAGGGGUGGCGUCUAAUGCUGGAAGCAGGGGAUUCCCAGCCAGAAGAUGGCAUGGGCUGCUCACCAUGUUGGGGUGGGGAGUUCUGAUGCCUGUAGGAGUAAUCAUGGCGCGAUACUUCAAGCAUCUGGAUCCUCUCUGGUUCUACUCCCACAUCUCCAUCCAAGGCAUCGGAUUCGUGCUCGGUCUGGUCGGCAUCAUCGCUGGGUUCAACCUUGACGAUAACCUGCCUAAUGCUGACACCCACCAGGCCAUUGGAAUCUGCAUCUUGAUCUGCGGCAGCCUUCAGGUCAUGGCAUUCCUCAUACGACCUGACAAAUCAUCCAAGAUCCGAAGAUACUGGAACUGGUACCACCAUUAUGUGGGCAGGGCUGCGAUCGCCUUGGCGGUGGCAAACAUCUUCCUGGGGUUGUCCGUAGCACAUGAGGACCGUUCAUGGACUGUUGGGUAUGUCAUCUUCCUUGUCGUCUGGGUGAUUGCCAGUCUUCUCCUCGAGUUGAAGAGGCGCAUGAAGAAGGAUGAUCUGUAGCACGAGUUUUGAUUCCCUGUCCUCGUUUUUUGUUCAUCCCGAUGUUGCAGAGAGUUGAUUUCUCGCUACCGUCUUACCAUUGUAUUCAUUUUACACCUAGUUAUAUAUAUUAUUCUUCU
Musa acuminata subsp. malaccensis (wild Malaysian banana) is the source of this 1310-nucleotide messenger RNA. RefSeq names its product cytochrome b561 and DOMON domain-containing protein At3g07570-like. Lineage: Eukaryota; Viridiplantae; Streptophyta; Magnoliopsida; Zingiberales; Musaceae. The record is from RefSeq and is a predicted model, not a curated record.